AUGGCAUCGUCAUCUGACGGUGCAGCUUCAGCCCCAAAUGUGCAGGAAACAGGUGCUGAUGGCUCAUAUGAUAGAAUGGGUCGUAUAGAGCGCUUACCAUCGGCGCAAGAACAACUUCUGCGGACGCAACUGCAACAGCUUGGACUAGAAGCUGACGACGAUGCACCUCUUCUGAACAAAGAUAGGAAUGCUGACAUGGUAGCGCCUGUCCAUCCUUGGCCUUCGAGCAAUACAUGGGGACAUGAUGCACUGGACUCGUUUGGUGCGGCACUUGCAGCUUCAGCCCGUACUUGGCCGAGUUCUGCCCCGUCACCGCCACACCCAACACCCUUCUCUUUCCAUCAUCAAAGCAAUGACCUGGGUCAGAACCUCCGUUUUCCCUCAUCUCGUCCAAACUAUAUGUCUGCAUCAGAGGAGGUUGAGCAGCAGCGCCAGGCGAUACAGCAUCAGAUUGAACAAUUGCAACGGCAACAUGAACAGCUUCAAUUCCAUCAACAAAUGCUUCAGCCAGGUAUGUCUUUGUCGUCAGAUUUGCCACAAACCCGUCAUCCCGUAAGAAACAUGUCCAUGGAGAACAGAUAUCACCCUACCCCUAUGAGUGGCACAUGGGCCCCUAUUGGAAAUGAGUCAAUAUCCCUUCGUUCCAACUUCACGUUCCCUCCUCGCUCGCAGUCCGAAUCACCUAUGCCGCCACAGCAGUCCCAUGCCAUGAUACCUCCAUCUGCCUACAAUGACCGUACACCAUCCUCUUUGCAUACUGGGUAUACUCGACAGGCAUCGCAGCAGCUCACAUCUGACUUGUCCCCAAAAUUUUUAAUGGCUGGUGGCGGUCUCAUUAAUCUGAACACUUUGGAUCUUAGUGCAACAUGGAACGAAUAUGAUGAUAAACAUUCGAACUCUCCGCCUCAAGAACGUGCAGCACAGCGUCACGCACGCUCAAGCAGUGCUUCGAGUGCCGCUCUCCACUCACCAGCGAUGGACACUUUGCUUACUGGCCUUCCACAGGCCCAGGCACAGCUAGCCGCGCUUCGCCGGAGCCGACACCACAUUGGACCUAACAUGCAUAAUAGGUCAAUGUCACAUGGACGCUCAGCCAGCAUAGGCUCGAAUGCAUCAGGAGCUCCUCGCCGUGCAUUGUUUGGCAGUUACCUUCCCCAGAACAGCCUCCCUUUACUUCUACUUGCGGGUAAGCUUGUCGUUGGUGUUCUGCGUAUAAACAAACGCAACCGCAGUGAUGCAUGGGUCACGACUGAAGUAUUUGGUCAAGACAUUUUUAUUAGUGGUUCAAAAGACCGGAAUCGUGCACUGGAAGGUGACAUUGUUGCUGUCGAACUGCUAAACGCGAAAGAGGUCUGGCAGACCAAGCGCGACAAGGCCGACAAGAAGAAGCGCAAAGAAGAAUUUAGCCAAGGAGUGCCUGCCAGCGGUAUUUCGACGCAUCCUGCUGGACGUCGAACAGACAAAGCCCGCGAUGAUAUUGAAGUGGAAGGUGCCCAGCUCAAGCUGGUAGAAGACGAAGAGGAAAGCGAAACUGGUCCCCCUCCUUUGGCUGGCCAUGUGGUGGCCAUUGUUGAACGCAUGCCUGGUCAAAUUUUCCCAGGUACACUAGCACUUUUGCGCCCAAGCAGUGCUGCGACAAAAGAAAAACAACAAGCUGAGCGUGGAGAAUGUGAUAGUCCUCCCAUCGGUGCGGCUGGUUUAUCACGUCCCAAAAUUAUUUGGUUCCGUCCGUCCGACAAGCGCGUGCCACUAAUUGCUAUUCCAUCCGACCAAGCGCCUGAAGACUUUUGGGAUGAAAAGAAGCAAGAAAGUUUCGCUCAUUGCUUGUUUUUUGCCUGCAUUAAGCGUUGGCCGAUUACGUCGUUGCAUCCGUUCGGCUCACUUGUCGACCGUGUCGGCCCCAUUGGGUCAUUAGAUGCAGAAUCACAAGCACUGCUGCGUUCUUACUGUCAUGAUAUUGUUACACCAUUCUCUGAUAUGGCACUCCGGAAUGUGCCAACAAUUGAAUCAUGGAGCAUUCCUCAUAAUGAAUAUGAAGCACGCCGCUCUUUUUCUGCUUUUACUCUGAACGGUCGUGGGCCACGUCAGAUGGCAUUCUCGGUGGAUUUGCACGGCUCUAACUCCUUUACUAUCGGUGUACAUGUGGCAGACAUCACCUACUUUUUACAAGCCAACAGUGCUUUGGACCGCGAAGCGCGUCGCCGUGGUGCGUCCGUGCACCUUGUACAGGAGUCUUUCGAGAUGCUGCCACCUGAUCUUUUAAGAAUCGCGGCACUCCAUGUGAAUUCUGACGCACUGGCUAAGUCUGUGGUCUUCACAUUUCAAUCGGAUCGUGUCGUCGACAUUUGGAUUGGCCGUUCGAUUGUGCAUGUGAAGCAUAUGACAUCUCAUGCAGAGCUUGACCGCGUAUUACUGGGAGAAGCCACGUCGUUCCCGGUGGCGCCUGAUGCGCUUUGUGCUGUUUUGGACAAAGCUCAGCAAUUGCGGCUUGAGCGCUUGGCACGCGGUGGUCUGAGUCUUCCGCGCACAUGGCUCGAGUUUGACUUGGAUGCCAAGCAGCACCCUACGGAUGUCCAUUGCUGCACAGAUGCAGAAUCGCUUUCACAUUUGUUGGUGGAUGAGUUUUGUGUUCGAGCCAACACGGCCGUGGCGCACCGCUUAGCCGCCGCGCUCGAGGAUAAUGCGCUGCUGGAGCGACAAGAUGUUCCGACCGAAAGAGCUUGGAAUUUACUUGCAAGAGGUCUCCAAGCAUUGGGACUACCAGCCGAGUCCCUGUCAUCGAUGACGUUGGCAUCCGCACUGAACAUUUUGCCUGCCUCUUCUCGGUCAGUGGCUAAUGCUCUUACUCAGAGAGCCUUGUCUGACUCAAAACUCUAUACGCCGGCAUUGGUCGAUGCGACCAAGUUUAUGCACUACGCCAUCGGUGAGCCUGUGUAUACACAGUUCGUGUCUCCACUCCAGCGGUAUUCAGAUGUAUGUGUCCACCGCCAGCUCGAUAUGGUGCUGGAUGGCACGUUACACGCAGAGCAUCAAGGCACCGACACACUUUCCAAACUCGCGCAUCAAUGUACCGUGAAGAAUCGUGCUGUUCGUGCUGCUGAGAUGCAGAGUGCUCACUUGUACUUGUGUCAAUGGCUCAAAGACACGAGUGAGCUGAGACCAGGUGAAUUGGAAGCACGACGCGCUUUGGUCAUGUCAGUCAAUGCUUCAUCUAUGGAUAUACUUGUCCCGUCAUUCACUCUCGAAAAACGUGUGCAUCUUGAUUGUCUCCCCGUGGAAAAUAUCCAUUGGGACCCUGUGACCUACUCUGUCACGUUGACAUGGCUGAGCGGAGUCGAUUCUAUGGCUUGGCUUGGUGAGGCAAUCGAUGAUGCGCAAUGUACCAAGUUGUCCAGCACCCGAAAAGAGACACGAGACACGAAUGCUCCUUCUCCCAAAGCUAUCUCAUCACGGCAACAACGCAUUACGUCCAUGACAGAGCUGGAUGUGUACGUUCUGUCCGACAUGGAAAAGAGUCCACCGAUCAUCAAGGUGGUAGUAUUGAACCCAUGUGCUUAA
Messenger RNA from Malassezia restricta, 3558 nucleotides. Its product is annotated as protein SSD1. The record is from RefSeq and is a predicted model, not a curated record. Gene Ontology annotation, cellular component: P-body; exosome (RNase complex). Bases 1 to 3558 code for a protein of 1185 amino acids. Lineage: Eukaryota; Fungi; Basidiomycota; Malasseziomycetes; Malasseziales; Malasseziaceae. Gene Ontology annotation, biological process: mRNA catabolic process. Gene Ontology annotation, molecular function: 3'-5'-RNA exonuclease activity; RNA binding. The transcript has a single exon.